AUGAGUUGCAUGCAGGCAACAGUCCGACUCGGUGUCGAGCUCAUUGAUCGAUCGACUCGAUACGCACCACUACACGCGCGCGGCCCAUACGCACAGCACACGCGCAGAGGAAACCGGAUGGCGCACACAUGCGCGCGCGCAGCCGUGUGCGCUCGUCAGCGAAGGAUUUCCUACCGCCCCGCGCGCUGCCCCCUCGUCAGACCUGUUGCAGCGCUACCGGAGUUACGCCGCAUAGUUACCAGACUUGAUAUGCCGCUCCCCGCCCCGCGCGCCGCCCCCGCCGUGGCCCACGCACACCGCUACGCCUCUACUUCCAACACUUCAAUAUUAUCAUCAUGGCGCUCGAAAUUGCCGAUGUUGUCUGCUCUCAUCGAAAUAUUUUAUUAA
This is a messenger RNA of Leptosia nina, 387 nucleotides long. NCBI's taxonomy places the organism in Eukaryota, Metazoa, Arthropoda, Insecta, Lepidoptera, Pieridae. The record is from the annotation of a GenBank genome assembly.